Symbiodinium necroappetens is the source of this 4281-nucleotide messenger RNA. NCBI's taxonomy places the organism in Eukaryota, Dinophyceae, Suessiales, Symbiodiniaceae. The record is from the annotation of a GenBank genome assembly.
AUGGCCACGACGAAGAUCUUUGCCCGGCGCUUCGGAGGGGCCUCGGAAGUUCUCGAGGUGCCCUCGGAUCUGCUGCUCUCGGACCUGGAACACGCGCUGCAAAGCGUUUCCACUCCCAACCUUCUUUGGUUCCACCGGGGCGAACCGUUGGAGGAGCUUGGAAGGCCUCUUCCAAGCCGGCUGGUGCUCAAAGAGGGCUUCCCGAGGCGCGACUGGACUUCCUGGAGAGCGCCAACCUCGUACACAGCGCCCUCAUCGCUUGGCUUUCAAAGUGCAGCCGGGGUACAGCUCCGCCGGUCGUCGCAAAGUCCUCCUGACGUGAGCCUGGUGUGUCGCGGUUUCGAGGAUGACAACCGCGAUCGCUGGUUUUUCGCGAGCUACGACGUGCUCGGUUGGGCAUUCUCCUCCUUCGCAUGGCGGCGGCUGGUGCUGCUGGGCUGCGAAAGGCGAGACCUCCAGAUCCAGGGCCACGCUGCCGCGCGUCGGGCACAGCUCCGUGCCCUACGCGCCGACUUGGAGUCUAUCCGACUCGCUCAUGAUGUUCUGCUGACAGAGGCUGGAGAUGCGGGUGGUCUUUGGCCUUUUGGGGAAGAGUCGCGGAAGGAAGUGGAGCAGGAGCUUGCGCGUGAGCUUGAGAAGCGACAAGAUGCUGACAGCGACAUCCUGUACAAUCUGGGAGUCCUUCUGCUGAUGCAGCCGAGAAAGACGGAGUCAGACCUGCAUCAGGCUUUAGAGUUCCUUCAAGGGAGCUUGGCGAGCACACCCAGCCCCUGGGCGCAUCGGCUCUGCGAGCGGAUCAAAGAGCAGCUGCAGGAGGAGUCCACACCUGGAGGGAGAUACCAGCGCCAAGAGACAGCCGCAAUAAGGAGCGAGCGAUUCGAUCCGGCGGCGGAGGAGCAGGAGGAGGAAGCCGACCUUACCCAGAAGCGGCAGACGGAAUUCGAAGAAGCCAUCACACGCAUAAGGAGUUCGAUGCGGGGCAGUGAAGAUGCCGGUCCUGCGGCAGCAGACGAGGAGCCUCGCGCUGCCGCAGUGGGGUUCGCGAGAUCGAGCACGGUCGAGGCUCUGUCCAGCGUCCUCAACUCGCUGAAGCUGCGACAGGGUUCCACUUCGGUGUCGCAGGUGCCGACUCGAGCCACGGGCGUCUCGCUGGAGCAGAGGAGGCGGCGAAAGAAUCAACGCGCCUACCUCGCCUCGAGGCACGGCAGCCACAUGUGUCGCUUACGACGGCUUCCUGUCCUCCUGCACCGUGGGACUGGAACCUCGGAUGAGGUCCCAGAGGCUGCGCCGGCUCCGGUGCCUCGGCUGCGCAUUGCGAGCCUCGAGGCGGUGCUGCACUUUGUCUCAGUGCCAGCUGAAGGGAUUCACCAGACUGACCUGGAGCUUUGCUCGGUGCUUUGGAUACUUCUGUAUUUCGGCUUGCGGCGAUGCCAUCCUGGAUUCCAGAAGCUGAAGUCGACUUUGAGCGCCUCUCCUGUGCCUGCCUGUCUCAGCAUCGCCCGUCAUUUUGGGUACGGCAGUGGCUGCACGCUGCGAGAUUCCAAGAAGAACUUGGAAGACGUGCUGCUCCACGGCCUGUCAACCAUGCGGGGAGACCAGCUGGCGCUGGUCCAUGGCUUCGCCUCCGAAUACUCGAACGCGGGCCUUCCUGAGGAGGAUCAGCUGGCGGUCCUUGAUCGACGGAUUAAGCAUCUGGAGCUCGUGUUGGCGACUCCUCCCAAGGUGUAUCUACAGCAAGGCCACGCAGCACUGCAGCGGCAUGGCCCAUUAUCGAAGGCAAUUGCCAGCCAGGCGCCGUCCCACACGAUGGUCCCACCAUCUGUCCAGCGCAGCCGCAAAGGAAUGCUAAUGCGUGGAGAGAAGGCGGAGCAGCUCGGCAGGAACACGAUCUCCAAGCUCAACCUCGUGGAUCUGGCUGGCUCCGAGCGCAACGAUUCAGAAGAACGGAGCCAGGCAAAGGAAGGCGCCAACAUCAACAAAUCCCUCAGCGCAUUGAGCAACGUGAUAAAUGCCCUGAGCUCCAGUACUGGUGGAAGGCGUCGGGCCUUUGUGCCGUACCGGGACUCCAAGCUGACACGGGUUCUGCAGGAGAGCUUGGGUGGCAAUGCCCUCUGCACCAUGAUCGCAACAAUAAGCCCAGCAGAGAACAACAUGGAGGAAUCCUGGUCGACCUUGCAAUAUGCGAAGCGGGCCUUCAUCUCGGCAGCCAAAACCAUCCGCGUGGUUGCGACCCGCAACGAGGAGACCAAGCAACGCCAGCAACUGGAGAAAGAGGUGGAAGCCUUACGCCAACGGUCGCUCGAUGAGGCAGGGCCAGUGGACGAGUUGGAAGAAAAGCAUCGCGCCGAGAUCGAGGCUCUCGAAGCCUUCAUGCGGCAGACUUGGGAGGACAAGCAGCGUCUCUCCAAAGAGCACGAAGAGCAGAGGGAGAGGGCUCGGCUCGAGGUUCAGAAGGCCCUGGAGCAACGACGCGGCGAACUGCGCCGCAGACUCGAAGCCUUGGAAAAGCUUCAAGACAUCUCGGUGACUUUGCAGUCCUUCGUGGCAGCGGGAACGGCCUCAGAGCUUUGCCCCGGCUGGCCGGAUCGACUUGCAUGGAGCCGAGGUCUCGACCUUGCGGUCUGCGACACUCCAGUCCCAGCUCCGAUCUGCACGGGACCAGGUGGACGACAGGCAGGCUUGCUUCCGCUGCGCACGAGGAAGCCGACGAUGCAACAGCAGCUCUUCUACUCAGCCAGGCGGAUGCUAAGCUUCAGAUCCUCGUCUGGUCCCUGGUUCUCGGACAGCUCUGCCUGUCAUUUGUCUGAUGCAGCCCGGACACGAAACGACGGCCACCUCUCCGCCGAGGCCAAGGAACUUCACGUCCAGGCAUUGCAGUCCGCCGAAGCAGACUUCAAAGGUCAGAUGUGCACUGUCAGUGCGGAGAUUGCCAUCAAUCAACGUGAGGCACGAGACACUCGCAGCUCCGAUGACGGUGAGGCGCAAGUCACUGCUGAGGAGCAUUUGGCUCUCCUUGCACUGGUGCGACAGCAGCUCCUUCAACACUAUAGGAGCUUCUCUGAAGACUUCCUGAAAGAGGUGGCAUCCCUGAGCAUGGCAAAGGAUCUGUCUCUGGUGAGCGUCCGCUGGGCACUCGAAGGUUGCAGUGCCACAGAUCCCGUCCAGGAAGUGGAGGGCUGUGGGGCUGACAUCUUGCCACAGCCACUAGGGCUGGCCGCGUGUGACAUCGAGGACAACAGGCUACGUGCUUCAUCGAACUCUCACUUCGCGAGCUGUGCCAGGCUGCAUCGCAGCCUUUGCACGGGCGGCUGGAGCGCCUCUGAGGCCACGAAAGACGAAUUCCUGGAGGUCGACCUGUCAGAAGACGGCUGCACCGAGCAGGUCUUGGCCGGCGUGGCGCUGUCGAAGCCUUACAGUUAUUCCUCCAGUACCAUUGGGAUCAUGCAGGGCAGACUUCCUUGCAGCGGCCAUUGGCAGCAGACGCACGGCCUGCUGAAGACGGCGCUUGGUGAUCACGAGGUCCUGCGACCUACCACGGAACGCACCUUCCUCCGGCCUCCCGUGCGCUGCGUCAUCGAGGCUGCCAGGGCCCUCGGCCCUCGCAUUUCAGGUGCGUUGACAGUUGACUGUGACAGCUCUGCAUGGAUGGGGAUUAUGGAUUUGGAGACGGUGGAGCCAGGCUGUGCACACCAUGACUCACCGCUAUUCUGUGAAAGUGGGGAAAGGUCUCCGAUCUACUUCCUUUUUGCGCCCGGAGUUGCCCUGUCCAGUGUGCUGCUGCUCCUCGCCGGAUGCGAAGCUGCAAGAGAAUAUGAACUCGCCUGCAACCUUUGGACACUGGCGAUGGUGCUGCGGAUCUUUGCUACAUGUGCGGCCGUUGGUUUAGCGGGCAUGGGCUUGGUCACAAACCCCAUGAGCCGCUCCUUCCAUGAUCUGGCGACCUAUGCAUUCGUGGGAGGCGCAGCCUUACUGCUACUCAUGGGUGUAGUUGCAUCUACUUACCUGCAGGUGUAUUCUCUGCACGAACAAUCUGGUCUUGCUUUUUUGGCCGUUCGGAUCGUGCUGCUGGCACAUGCCUCAACAAAGGCCAGUGAGUUCUUGGGGAAGUAUGGUCGAGCAAUGGCUCUGGUGAGCCAAGCUGGUCAAGCUGACCAUGCAGGUGAUGGCGAAAUGCCAACUGUGGAUCGAAGGGUGAUGAAGCGACUGCUGAGAGAAAGCGCUUUCGCUCAGUAUUCAGCCCUUGCCUCGCUGUGCAUUUCUGCCGCUCUCCUGCGCCCCUGA